AUGGUGUCAUUCUCCGGAGUGGCAGUCUGCCUGCUGGCGGCUGCCGGCCCGCUGGCGCAAGCACAGUUCCCGCCCAAGCCGGAGGGAGUCACCGUCUUGGAAUCGAAGUUUGGCAGCGGCGCUCGCAUCACUUACAAGGAGCCUGGUCUUUGUGAGACGACCGAGGGAGUUAAGUCCUACGCUGGAUAUGUCCAUCUCCCUCCAGGAACGCUCAGCGACUUUGGGGUCGAGCAAAACUACCCCAUCAACACCUUCUUCUGGUUCUUUGAGGCGAGAAAGGACCCCGAAAAUGCUCCUCUCGGAAUCUGGAUGAACGGUGGUCCCGGUAGCUCGUCGAUGUUCGGAAUGAUGACCGAGAACGGGCCUUGCUUUGUCAAUCCGGACUCUAAUUCGACUCGCCUCAACCCUCACUCCUGGAACAACGAAGACCAGCCGGUGCAGGUCGGUCUGUCCUACGACACCCUGUCAAAUUUCACCAGGAACCUGGUCACAGAUGAGAUCACCAAGCUGGAGCCUGGAGACCCAAUCCCUGAGCAGAAUGCUACCUUCCUGGUUGGCACAUAUGCUAGCCGCAAUAUGAACACCACUUCCCAGGGAACUAGGCAUGCUGCCAUGGCUCUCUGGCACUUUGCUCAGGUCUGGUUCCAGGAAUUCCCAGGCUACCACCCCAGGAACAACAAGAUCAGCAUUGCUACUGAAUCCUAUGGCGGCCGUUAUGGCCCUGCCUUUACUGCCUUCUUCGAGGAACAAAACCAGAAGAUUAAGAAUGGCACGUGGCAUGGAAGCAAGGGAACCAUGCAUGUGCUGCAUCUUGACACUCUCAUGAUCGUUAAUGGAUGCAUAGACCGUCUUGUCCAAUGGCCCGCAUACCCACAGAUGGCAUACAACAACACUUACGGCAUUGAAGCAGUCAACGCUAGUGUCCAUGAAGGGAUGCUGGAUGCCCUCUACCGCGACGGCGGCUGUCGUGACAAGAUCAACUAUUGCCGUGCUCUCUCUUCUGCCUCUGACCCAGAGAAUCUCGGCAUCAACUCAACCGUCAACGCUGUUUGCGAGGAUGCAGAGACAUUCUGCUCCACUGAAGUUCGAGAUCCCUACCUCGAAUUAUCCGGUCGCAACUACUAUGACAUUGGGCAGCUCGACCCCAGCCCGUUCCCCGCCCCCUUCUACAUGGCCUGGUUAAACCAGCCGCAUGUGCAGGCUGCAUUAGGUGUGCCACUCAACUGGACGCAGUCGAACAAUGUUGUAACCAGGGCGUUCCGCGCCAUUGGUGACUACCCACGACCAGGAUGGCUGGAGAACCUGGCUUAUCUGCUAGAGAACGGCAUCAAGGUCUCGCUUGUCUACGGAGACCGGGAUUAUGCGUGCAACUGGUUCGGUGGUGAGCUCUCGAGUCUGGGGAUCAACUAUACUGACACCCAGGAAUUCCACAAUGCGGGCUACGCGGGAAUACAGAUCAACAGCAGUUAUAUCGGUGGACAGGUGAGGCAGUAUGGCAACCUCUCCUUCGCUCGUGUCUACGAGGCUGGCCAUGAGGUGCCAUCCUACCAGCCCGAGACUGCACUACAGAUAUUCCACCGUGCCCUGUUCAACAAGGAUAUCGCCACCGGAACGAAGGACACAUCUUCACGCAUAGACGGGGGUAAGUUUUACGGCACAUCAGGCCCUGCGGACUCGUUUGUGUUCAAGAAUGAACCUCCACCACAACAUGUCCACUUCUGCCAUAUUCUGGACACUAGCACCUGCACCAAGGCACAGAUCGAGUCUGUUGAGAACGGUACUGCUGUAAUCCGUAGCUGGAUAAUUGUCGACUCUAACUCGACCUCCUUAUUCCCCGAGGUGGUUGGCUCGGGCGAGCCCACCCCCACCCCUAUGCCUGGAACUGCUGCAGCACUAUCUGUUCGCGGGUACGUAUAUACUGCAGCAUUCCUGGCUGUUCUUGUUGCUACUGCCAUGGAGUUGUUGCUGUAG
This is a messenger RNA of Nannizzia gypsea CBS 118893, 1971 nucleotides long. Its product is annotated as carboxypeptidase S1. Bases 1 to 1971 code for a protein of 656 amino acids. The record is from RefSeq and is a predicted model, not a curated record. Lineage: Eukaryota; Fungi; Ascomycota; Eurotiomycetes; Onygenales; Arthrodermataceae. Gene Ontology annotation, cellular component: fungal-type vacuole. Gene Ontology annotation, molecular function: serine-type carboxypeptidase activity. Gene Ontology annotation, biological process: proteolysis. The transcript is spliced from 3 exons.